This is a messenger RNA of Aspergillus tanneri, 597 nucleotides long. RefSeq names its product histone-fold domain-containing protein. The record is from RefSeq and is a predicted model, not a curated record. Gene Ontology annotation, cellular component: CHRAC; nucleus. NCBI's taxonomy places the organism in Eukaryota, Fungi, Ascomycota, Eurotiomycetes, Eurotiales, Aspergillaceae. The coding region runs from base 1 to 597 and encodes 198 amino acids. The transcript has 4 exons. Gene Ontology annotation, molecular function: protein heterodimerization activity.
AUGCCUCCAAAAGACAAACCCUCACCUGAGUUCACCGGGUCAGAUGAAAUCACCGGCCAGAGUGCUCUCCCAAUUUCGCGAAUAAAAAAGAUUAUCCAACUGGACGAGGAUAUUGCACAAUGUUCCAGUAACGCCACAUUUGUUAUUGCAAUGGCUACAGAAAUGUUUAUCCAGUAUCUCACUGAACAAGGCCAAAACGUUGUCAAAUCAGAACGAAAACCGCGCAAAACCAUCCAAUACAAAGAUCUAGCUACGGCAGUAUCACGAAUUGAUAACCUAGAGUUCCUCGCCGAUGUCAUCCCGAAGACGACCACAUAUAAGCAAUUCAAAGAGAAGAGGGCGAAGGAGGCUACGAAGGAAGCCGAGUAUGAGAAGGGACAACGCACAAUAAACGGAGCCUUACCCACUGCGCCCAAUGCCAAUGGUGAGACAGAGGAUCAGGAACAUCAACAAGUCGUGGAGGAAAAGCCCUCAAAGAGUCCUCGACAUCCCGUAGUCAUGCAUGCGUCGGGGGCCGUCAGCACGCUGGUAGUCGAUCGAACUGUUGAUGCACAAACCGAGAGUCAGGACCGGGAUAUAGAAAUGGUUGACGGAUGA